This is a messenger RNA of Harpegnathos saltator (Jerdon's jumping ant), 1669 nucleotides long. RefSeq names its product Arf GTPase activating protein drongo (gene drongo). The transcript is spliced from 6 exons. Gene Ontology annotation, cellular component: cytoplasm; membrane. The record is from RefSeq and is a predicted model, not a curated record. Bases 192 to 1415 code for a protein of 407 amino acids. NCBI's taxonomy places the organism in Eukaryota, Metazoa, Arthropoda, Insecta, Hymenoptera, Formicidae. Gene Ontology annotation, molecular function: GTPase activator activity.
CCGAACAGCGCAUCAUCGCAGUCGGUUCUGUAGGUGCGGCGUGAGAGGUGACUCGCGCGUUCUCCGCUCGGCGCCCACGUCCGAGCACUCUGCAGCAACGAGAGCAACCAAAUCUCUGUCCGUCCGUCAUCGUCGUCGUCGUCGUCGUCGCCGUCGCCGUCCCGAGACGCUCCCGUAACCGCGCGUCCGCGAUGGCGUCCGCCAAGAGAAAGCAGGACGAGAGGAACCUGAAGACGCUUCGUGAGCUGGUGUCGCAGCCCGGCAACAAGGAAUGCUUCGACUGCAACCAGCGCGGGCCGACUUACGUCAACAUGACAAUCGGCUCAUUCGUCUGUACCUCUUGCUCUGGUAUGCUGCGAGGGUUGACUCCGCCGCAUCGAGUAAAGUCCAUUUCUAUGGCAACGUUCAGUCAGGAGGAGAUAGACUUUAUAAAGGAGCACGGGAACGAGUAUUGCAAGAGAAUAUGGCUCGGUCUGAUGAACUCGAAUUCACCCCAGAACUUCGACACCAAGGACGAGCAGAAGAUGAAGGACCUAAUGAGCGCCAAGUACGAACUGAAGAGAUACUACCUGGACCCGUCGAUCGCGAAUCAAAACACGGUGGUGCAACAGAAGUCGCAGUCCACAAACAACAUUCCGCGAGUCCCGAAUUCGAGCACGUCCACGACACUAGCCGCACCGGUCAACAACCAGAGAUCGACGAGCAACGCGGCGCCGAUUAGUACGAACAAUUUCUCCACGGACUUCGUCGCCGACUUCAGCAAAGUUCCCGACCCCUUCUGCUCGACGACGCCGGCUAACCAGUUCUCGAAUCAACCGAUCGCGCCUCAGCCGUUCUUCGCUAACUUCGAUAACAAUCCAGUCUUCAAUAAUUCAAACAGUUCGGAAACGUCGGCAAUGUUUAAUCAGGUCGGUGGCAAUUCCACGAUGAAUAUGAACGGGGCACAUGCGCCACCCUCGGAAGAUCGUUACGCGGCACUCAAAGACUUAGACUCGCUGAUGAAGCAGACGCAACUGAAAGAGGAGACCACAGGCACCCUAUCCGCGUCUACAUGGAACGCGAAUAAUUCGAAUGCACCAAACGCCACAUGGAGCAUCGUGAGCAAUCAACCACACGUCAUCUCGAAUCCGUUCACCGGUGGCGAUUUAUGGCGGCCGCCUGCGAACGUAGUCAAUAAUAAUACUCAACCCGUCGAUAGCUCUCUGUGCAAUCCUGCAAAUCCAUUCAAACCGACUACAUUUCCUGUAAAUAAUGACCCGCAGUGGCUAGGCAUCGGGUCAGCGAGUAACGGAGACGUCCUCCAAUUCAGUCAGCUCAUGACGCCGUUAGCGAAUAAAGUGUGGCAACCGACAGUUCCGGCGUAUCACGCAAAUCCAUUCAUGAUUUCAUCAUGUUUCAGGUGGGCACGGGUGUAAGCAACAUGACAAGAAAUUCGAACAACCCCUUCUUAUGAUUAAGUACGCAUAAGCUUUUAACGGAUUUACGAACAAACAAUGCGAAACUGAAAUACAUUUAGACUAGGCGAAUUGUUAUACGUGACCUUACUGGCAAUUAGUGCCAUUAACUUUUAUCCCCAGGAGCGCACCAAUCUCAUAUCUAUAUAAAUAAAAUAAUACUUUUAUUUAUGAAUAUAAUAUACACGUUAAUAAAGAUUAAUAUUUGUUACUAA